Brachypodium distachyon (stiff brome) is the source of this 1925-nucleotide messenger RNA. Its product is annotated as RING-H2 finger protein ATL46. The record is from RefSeq and is a predicted model, not a curated record. Bases 418 to 1620 code for a protein of 400 amino acids. The transcript has a single exon. NCBI's taxonomy places the organism in Eukaryota, Viridiplantae, Streptophyta, Magnoliopsida, Poales, Poaceae.
GCCCAAGACGCAUCACUCGCCACCGCCGUCGCUUUCCCCUUUCCCCCAGCUCGUCUGGUCUCGUGCGCUCCCACCUCACCUCACCACACCACUCUCCUCCCUUCCAUUUCCCUGAAUUCUUCGGCUCCUCCUCUCCCUCCCCAUCCGUGGCUGGCUGCCUGCUCCGUGCCCCCCGACCCAGAGUUCCCGAGGAUUUCUUGGGUACCUAGCGCCUUGGACGCUUCCCCUUCCCCGCUGCAUCAGAGGGUAGGGCAGGCAGCCCGCCGCUUUUAGGUGCGACUUUGGUUGGCAGUCUUUUGGGCCGGGGGAUUGUUGUUGUUGGUUGAUUGCAAAAGAUCGCAUCUCUGGCGGGUGGUAGGCUGUCGGAUCAGAUGAGAUGCGGGGGUGGGGGUCUUCCAGCCCGAGCUUGUAGGAGGCAUGGCUGAAGUGGUCUCCUCCUCCUCCGGAUCCUACGCGGCGGCGGCUACAUCUCCGUCCCCGCGCCGCCUCCAUGCCGCCUUCGUCGUCAGGGACUCGCUCCCGUACGCUUACCCCCCUCCGCUGCCGCCGCCGCCGCAGGUGCAGAGUUCCGGCGGGGGAGGCGGCAAGAUUAGCCCAGCGGUGCUGUUCAUCAUCGUGAUUCUGGCCGUGGUGUUCUUCAUCUCCGGCCUGCUUCACCUCCUGGUGCGGCUGCUCAUGAAGAAGCAGCACCGCCGCCGAGGAGGCUCAGCGUCCGCGGUCCAGGGCCCGGGGGAGGCGGACGCGGCGCUGCAGCGCCAGCUGCAGCAGCUGUUCCACCUUCACGACUCUGGGCUGGACCAGGCAUUCAUCGACGCGCUGCCCGUGUUCUCAUACCGGGAGAUCGUUGUGGGCGGUGGUGGUGGCGACAAGGAGCCCUUCGACUGCGCGGUGUGCCUGUGCGAGUUCGACGCCGAGGACCGGCUCCGGCUGCUGCCGCUGUGCGGGCAUGCCUUCCAUCUGAAUUGCAUUGACACGUGGCUGCUGUCCAACUCGACGUGCCCGCUCUGCCGUGCGGUGCUCUUCGCCCCAGGACUCACAGCCGAGAAUAACCCGAUGUUCGAUUUUGAUGAGGGGUUAGAGGAAGGAAGGUUGUCCGAGUACGGCGAGGAUGGGUUCGGAUUGUCUGGGCACAAGGCUUCAGAGGGGGUGCAGACUCCGGUUGCCGAGAAGAGGGUGUUUCCAGUGAGGCUAGGCAAGUUCAAGAAUGUCGGCACCCAGGGUGCUGUUGAAGGUGGAAAUGCCAAUUCUGCUGUGCUGAGGAGGGAGGAAGGGGAGAGUAGCAGCAGCAGUUUGGAUGCAAGGAAAUGCUUCUCGAUGGGCACCUAUCAGUAUGUUCUUGGGACUUCUGAGCUCCAGGUGGCCCUCCAGCCGGGGAAAAAUAGAAAUGGCGCUGGUGGUGCAAUGAGAGCAAGACCUGGUGGGAUAAGUUCUGUCAAUGCUGACAUUAUGGAGGGAAAGAAAAUUUGUGCACGGAACAAAGGCGAGAGCUUCUCCAUGUCUAAGAUUUGGCAGUGGUCUAAUCUGAAGGGCAAGUUACCUGCAGGCUCAGAUGAUUGUUCAGAAGCAGGGAGCCUUCCAUGGAUGAAGAGAGGUGGCACCGGAGAUAAACCGAACAUGUGAUGUGACUCUGUACUGUGAUACUAGCUAAUAUUUCUCUUGUUAGUGUUACUCAAUUAAUUCCUUACCUAUAAUCAUUCUAGUCUAAUUAUGUUCUGAUUUUGAUUGGAGUUGGUUAAUCUCAUGGAGGGAUAACUUUUUGGUAGUCAUGUCAGCUUAGUGUAUUGCAUGAAGAUGGGAUUGAUCAUGUGACAUCUGGUGCUUGCUGCUUUGUUUGUGUUCUUGUAUUGGUUUAAAGCUACUGUCAUAUAUCUGAAACAUUUCUUACAAAAUUGGUCAAUUGUAGUUGGCAUUGACCUCUGACUCCA